AUGAAUAUUGUGUUGAAAAUGCUAACCAAUGGUAGGAGCGAUAGGAGUAGAAAGAUUGCGUUAAUGGGGUUCCGUUCAGUGGGCAAGUCUUCGUUGACUCUUCAGUUCGUUGAGGGAAAGUUCAUCGACUCUUACGACCCGACCAUUGAAAACACUUUCGUAAAGAAUGUCAAAAUCAAAGGACAAGAAUACGGCCUUCGGUUAGUGGACACCGCGGGUCAGGACGAGUACUCCAUCUUCACGUUUUGA
Molecule: messenger RNA, 249 nt
Organism: Medioppia subpectinata
Lineage: Eukaryota; Metazoa; Arthropoda; Arachnida; Sarcoptiformes; Oppiidae
Source: the annotation of a GenBank genome assembly